AUGUCGCGUGUGCCAUUUCUCGCCUCCCUUGAUUACAACUUAAAUAAACGUGACAAGGAUUGGAUUUCUCAUCAGCUGCCAAAGGAGAGCAUUGAAAUACCCCGUGAACAUCUUCCUGAUCCAGAGACUGAAAAUCUUCCAUCGAGUGUCAGUUUUCGCCAAGAAUCAACGGCUGAGCUGGAGAAGCGUUGGACUGAUACAGGAAUUGAUCGCAUACAUUUAAACCGUCCAAGGCCACCACGUAUUUAA
Molecule: messenger RNA, 249 nt
Organism: Cercopithifilaria johnstoni
Lineage: Eukaryota; Metazoa; Nematoda; Chromadorea; Rhabditida; Onchocercidae
Source: the annotation of a GenBank genome assembly